AGACCCCACUUGCGGUCCUUAGCUUCCUGCCCAGUAACUCCUAGCCCUGGCCUCCUCGUGGCGUCGACUGGGAUACGAGUAACCUUAGUGAAGAUCGGGUAACCAACCCCGGUGGGAACUUUGGUCGUAUGCUGGCAGGGAAGGGGGGGUUACCCUUCUUCGGAAGGUGUAAACCUGUCCUGGUGCCCAGGUGGGACCUUAAGCAGUCCUGGCACGAUGGCCCACCGGCGAGACAGGUGGUUGGCGUAGGCCCUAUAAGCCACCCCUUAAAAAAACCCACAUAACGAACAAUACAGAAGAGAAUACGACCCAGAACAAUCGGCAACGACCCAGGCGACGAAUAAAGGAUCACGAUUGGAAACUCGGAACAUGGAACUGCAGAUCGCUCGGCUUCGCAGGAUGUGACAGGAUAAUCUACGACGAGCUACACCCCCGCAACUUCGAUAUCGUGGCGCUGCAGGAACUUUGCUGGACGGGACAGAAGGUGUGGAAAAGCGGGCAUCGAGCGGCUACCUUCUACCAGAGCUGUGGUACAACCAACGAGCUGGGAACCGGCUUCAUAGUGCUGGGCAAGAUGCGCCAACGUGUGAUCGGGUGGCAGCCGAUCAACGCAAGGAUGUGCAAGUUGAGGAUCAAAGGCCGUUUCUUCAACUACAGCAUCAUCAACGUGCACUGCCCACACGAAGGGAGACCCGACGACGAGAAAGAAGCGUUCUACAUGCAGCUGGAGCAGACAUACGACGGUUGCCCUCUGCGAGACGUGAAAAUUGUCAUCGGCGACAUGAACGCACAGGUAGGAAGGGAGGCAAUGUACAGACCGGUGAUCGGGCCUAACAGCCUGCAUUCCGUAUCAAAUGACAACGGCCAACGAUGUGUGAACUUCGCAGCCUCCCGUGGAAUGGUAGUCCGAAGCACCUUCUUCCCUCGCAAAGAUAUCCACAAAGUCACCUGGAGAUCACCGGACCAAGUAACAAAAAAUCAAAUCGACCACGUUCUAAUCGACGGUAGAUUCUUCUCGGACAUCACAAACGUCCGCACUUAUCGCAGUGCGAAUAUAGAUUCGGACCACCACCUGGUUGCAGUAUGCUUGCGCUCAAAACUUUCGACAGUGCAUAGCUCUCGUCGAAGCCGAACGCCGCGGCUAAACAUCGAGCGGCUACAAGAUGGCAGAGUGGCUCAAGAAUACGCGCAGCAGUUGGAAGUGGCACUACCAACGGAAGAGCAGCUAGGCGCAGUUGCCCUUGAAGAUGGCUGGAGAGAUAUCCGAUCCGCCAUAGGUAGCACCGCAGCCACUGCACUAGGUACGGUGGGCCCGGACCGAAGAAGCGACUGGUACGACGGCGAAUGCGAGCAGUUAGUCGAAGAGAAGAAUGCAGCAUGGGCGAGAAUGCUGCAACACCGCCGCCUAAUGAUGAACGUGGAGGCCGUUUGCUGA
Molecule: messenger RNA, 1435 nt
Organism: Topomyia yanbarensis
Lineage: Eukaryota; Metazoa; Arthropoda; Insecta; Diptera; Culicidae
Product: craniofacial development protein 2-like
Exons: 2
Coding region: 575-1435 (286 amino acids)
Biological process (GO): chromatin remodeling
Cellular component (GO): nucleus
Source: RefSeq, a predicted model, not a curated record